GGCGCGCAUGCGCGCCGGCGGCCGCACGUGCAAGCCUGGCUGACCACGCCCCUUUCCCCCCCCAGGUCCAAAGAAUGAAUCCUCCGGGCUGCCGAUUCUUACCAUAGAGGUGGGACGGUCUCUCUCCGACUUCUCGGGGAAGAGCCGGAAGCGCGCUCGCCAUCCGGAAAUGACGACGUUUGAUGCGGCCAGUGCGAGGCCGCGGCGUUGCUGCUGAGGGCGGCGGUGUCGUAGAAGGCGAAGGCGGCGUUGGCCCGCAGGCGUCUCCGGAUUCUCUUUGCUGCCUCUUGACCCACCCACCCCGCCCAGCGCGCCAUGGUGUCUUACCACAUCCGCGAGUACCGUCCCGGGGACCACGAGACCGUGCGCGACUUGUUCGCCACCGGCAUGAGCGAGUACGUGCCCACCCUCUGCCUCCACAUGCUGAAGCAGCCUUGGGUCAUCCUGAUCCUGGCUUGCACCUUCAGCCUCCUGCUGACCAGCUCCAAGUCGUUGCUCUUACCCAUCCUGGCCAUCACCUUGCUGUUGGCCGUCGGGCAGCAGCUCCUGGGUUACAUCUGGUCCAUGUACAUCGACCACUGCCUCCAAGAAGACCUGCUGGACAUUCAGGCCACGUACCUGGGCCACAAAGGCUCGUGCUUUUGGGUGGCCGAGGUGGACGAAUGCGUGGUGGCCACCGUCGGGGCCAGGCCCGCUGAAGGGCAGCGGAACGAACUGACGUUGAAACGCAUGUCCGUUCGGAAGGACUACCGGGGUUUCGGCAUCGCCAAAGCGCUUUGCAAGACUGUGAUCGCUUUCGCCCAGGAACACGGCUACUCUUCGGUGGUGCUGAACACCCUCAUGGUCCAGCACGAAGCCCGGGCGAUGUACGAAGGGGUUGGCUUCCACAAAUACCACCACUACGUCCUCCCCACCAUCUACGGCAGGCUGGCCCACUGUACGAUUUCCAAGUAUCGCUACGACCUCCCUAGCGCCGAGUGAAGCAACCUGACUGAGGAGGUUGCCUUCCCGGCGAUCGGCUGGAUCCGCCCUGGCGUUCCCACCUUCCUUCAUUCCUCCACCUGGGACGCAUCGGGUGGGAAGCCGACCCAAGGGCAGGUGGGGUGAGGCUUUUGACACGCACUGUGAAAGAGAUGUGUCUCUCCACUUCUGGAUCUUG
Molecule: messenger RNA, 1159 nt
Organism: Pseudonaja textilis
Lineage: Eukaryota; Metazoa; Chordata; Lepidosauria; Squamata; Elapidae
Source: RefSeq, a predicted model, not a curated record